CGAGCGAGGGCCCGGGCCGCGCCCGCCAUGGCCUCCCGCAGCGCCCGCCCCGCCCCGAGCCAGCACCGCGCCGCCUACCUGCCGCCGGCCCUCAUGCCCGGGUACCGCGGGCAUGUCCCCAACACGGUGUUUUCCUUCGGCGACACCUACGGGAACACCACUCUGAAAUACUUCCAGGAUUUCCGCAAUGCUGCCAUGGAGACCAGCCACUGCCCAUACAGCAAAGGCGGCCAGUUCCCCACCCUCUUCUCGCCUGACCCUGGCUUAGUGCUGGGGUGCAGGGCGCGGGGCUGGGACAGGUGGCUGCACGUCCCUUCCUAUUCCCGCUUCAACUUGGAUUUCAACCGCUCCGAAGAGCUGAAGGAGUUUUACAAGCUUUCCCAGAGGCACCGCGAGCAUUACCGCGACAAGACCGGGACAGAGUAUGUGGUUCCCUACUUUGUGCUGCCGGUCAAGGAGAAGGACAAGUACCCCCACCCUCUUGAUCUCCCGCCUCUGAGUGCGAAGACCCAAUGGCAUUUAUUCCGCGUGUCUCCAGAGAAUCUGCGGACGUACCAAACCUUCCCCUCAGGGAAGAGGGUGACCUCCCAGGAGAGAGAAGUCAGAGACAGCUAUUUUGAAUACAGAGCAUAAGGAGAGAGGUUCCCCUUCUACCGCCGGUUCCUAGAUGAGGAAGGAACGGUGAGAAAUAAAGCACUGGGAGUUAGCAACCCCCCUGGAUUGUCUCUCCAGGCUGUGGCUGUUUCUAGACAGGACAGCUCUUUCGUUACCCACCUGCAGUGCAAGGAGAGGCUGUGCGUGUGGCUGCAAUAAGUCCCAGACCAUGCGCCUGCCACUGUAGAUGUACAUUUUACACAGAGAUAAAGGACAAGUGGGGUGUGUCCUGAACGCAACAGAUUCAGCAGCUGUCGGUGAGAAUGUGGAGGCUCAGCUCUGGCUGGCACAGCCUUCUAUUGUCCUCCCGCGAGAUGGGGAUCAAAGCAGAAGCUCCGCCCUCAACUCAAACUGGACCAACAAUCCAGGCUCAGCUCUUUUGUAAGAGGCACCGCUCACAGCAGGUGGGCAGGCCUCCAUAAUAGGUUUUCCUCUCCUCUUCCUCACAUAGGUUUUUGGCAGAGAAAUAGUUAAUAAUGCUGACAAUUAAAUGGUCACCAUUAGGCUUCAGAGUUAACACCCACCAGCGUAAAUAGAACCAUUGACGCUUCUCUCAGAGUUGUUGUUUCAGGCUCUCUGAGGACUCAGGGUCACAACUGGAUGCUUUUCUACUCCACUAUAAGGGCCAGAGACUUGUUUUUAAAUGAAAGCUUAGAUUCUGGAGCAAAGAGGGCAGGCAGCAGGGAAACGGACUCCUUUGCCAACCCCCUGGGAGAACUAUUUAUACAGAGGAUAUAAGAACUGGUUUCUGUUAAUUGUUCUUCCAUGUUUUGUAAAAAAGUAGUCCCUCAUAAACCUAAGAACCAGCGUGCAGCCUGUUGCUGCUCUGAUCCGCAGCCUCAGGCCAGACCAGGAACCAGCAUAGUCUGACGAGCCCACCUACUGCAGUGCAGCCCCACCGUCAGUUUACUGUCAGGUUCACAGGGUGAAAUUCACCAGCCCCAGGAACUCCCACCUGAGCACAUAGGGCUUGUCUGGGCCGUCUGUACGAGGCCAAUUUCCCCCUGGAUGAACAGUGAGAGUAAAGCAGCAGAAGUGUUGAAAGAAGAUGCCCCAGAGAUAGGCCCACACCCCCCUUGGCUGUGAGUCAGGGGUCCCAUUAACUUAAGCCUUAUCGCUCUUUUUUGGUGCUAUUGCUCAUGAUGCAUGCUGCUGUCUUUCCCAGGCAGGUCACAGAUUCAGAGUUCCUAGGGCUAGGAGAUCAUCUAGUCUGGCCUCCUGUGUCGCACAAGCCAGAGAAUUUCACCCAAUUCCCCCCAUCCUGAGCCCAGCAACUGGCCCUGGCCCUGCAACCAGGCCACCAGUGAGGAUCUGAAGACAUGGAGAGAUGGACAAGCUGCUGCUUCCCUUGGGAGUUUGUUGGAAUGGUUAGUCGCCCUCCCUGUGGUCUUAUUUCUAAUUUGAAUAUGUCUGUGUAAUGCGGGACAUUCCCCCCACUGUCUCCCGCCCCAGGACUCUGGCAGCUUCCCACAGGGAUCUCCCUGCUCCUUGUAAAUCCUAGCUCCGUGCUCUCGCUCGGGAGCCUUCCUUGAUCCAGCCUCGCUCCCCCAGGCCCUACUCAGAAAGGGCAUUCCCCAGAACAUAAGAAUGGCCAGACUGGGUCAGACCGAAGGUCCAUCUGCCCAGUAUCCUGUCUUCUGACAGUGGCCAAUGCCAGGUGCUUCAGAGGGAAUGAACGGAAGAGGGCAAUUAUCAAGUGAU
Caretta caretta (loggerhead turtle) is the source of this 2355-nucleotide messenger RNA. The record is from RefSeq and is a predicted model, not a curated record. Lineage: Eukaryota; Metazoa; Chordata; Testudines; Cheloniidae.